AAUUUGUAUGAUUUAAAAUAACCAUUUUUUAAAAGUCCUAACAAAAUCAUAAAAUAACGGAAAUGGAAUGACUCCGCGCGUCAACGAAAGAGAAGCUCAUCCACUCAGAAGCUGCCACGUUACACGGUCAUUUGUUUAGGUAACGAUUUAAACCAUGAACACUACUUUGCCUUUUAAACGUACUUUCGCUUCUUCUUCUUCUUCUUCUUCUUCUUCUUCUUCUUUCUGUUGACAGGGCAAAAUUCCAUGGGUUCCAUUACCAGAAAGUACAAGAUGAACAGAAACGACGGCAAGGCGGUCCCUAGAAAGAAGCCGAUGACGAUGACGGAGAUUUUAACAUCAACAAGCUCUACACUUGCGACGAUCAUGUUCGCCUGGUCGAUCAUCCGUCAGUACUCUCCUCAAGGGCUCCGCCAAUAUUUCCAGACAUAUUUUAGUAAGUUCAUGGAUUAUAUCUAUCCUAGUCCGUACGUUCGAAUUGCUAUCUACGAAUUCGUUGGUGAUCGUUUCAGUAGGAACAAAGCCUUCGCGGCGGUUGAAGCGUAUCUGAGCGAUAAACUUUCAGACGACGCUAAAAGACUCAAAGCCGAAGUUGGAGAAAGCAAGAAUAACUUCUCAUUGAGUAUGGAUGAGUACGAAAGAGUUACUGAUGAGUAUGAAAACGCUGAGUUCUGGUGGACUUCGAGCAAAAUCGCCGGAUCGGCUACGAAAUCCCUCUCUUUGUAUCCAGAUACCGAUCGAAGAUUCUACCAGCUUAAAUUUCACAAGAAGCAUCGAGAACUUGUAAAAGAAUCGUAUCUGAAGCAUGUAUUGAAGGAAGGAAAAGAAAUCAGAGUGAAUCGGAGGCGGAGGAAGCUUUACACUAACGGAACAGGAAACCGAUGGCUAAUUCACCGGUCAACGACGUGGAGCGAAGUUUACUUCGAACAUCCUGCAAGUUUUGACACAAUCGGAAUGGAUCCAAUCAAAAAGCAAGAGAUUAUAGAAGAUUUACUAACAUUUAGCCAAAGUAAAGAGUAUUACGCUCGAAUCGGCAAGGCGUGGAAACGAGGUUACCUUCUGUACGGCCCGCCGGGGACGGGGAAAUCAACGAUGAUCGCCGCCAUGGCGAAUUUGCUAAACUACGACGUUUACGAUUUGGAAUUAACAGCAGUGAAGGACAAUACAGAGCUUCGGAAGCUUCUAAUUGAGACGACGAGCAAAUCGAUAAUCGUGAUUGAAGAUAUCGAUUGUUCAUUAGAAUUCACUAAGCAAAGGAAAAUCGUGGAAAAAAAAAGCUCAAAUGAGGAGAAAGAGAAGAAGAAAGCAAUUAAGGAACCGAAGAAAGAAGAAGAAGAAGUGAAAAGCAAAGUAACUCUGUCUGGAUUGUUGAAUUUCAUCGACGGAAUUUGGUCAGCUUGUGGCGGAGAGAGACUGAUCGUUUUCACAACAAAUCACUUGGAGAAGCUUGAUCCGGCAUUAAUUCGUAGAGGAAGAAUGGACAAACACAUUGAGCUUUCUUAUUGUAGCUAUGAAGCUUUCAAAGUGUUGGCUAAGAACUACUUGAAUGUUGAAACACAUGAGCUUUUUGAAGAGAUUAAAGAGCUUUUCAACAAUGUAAAAAUGUCGCCGGCGGAUGUCGCCGAGAAUCUCAUGCCGAAAUCACGGGAAGAAGCGGAGGAGCAUGCGCUUCGUAGGUUAAUUGGAAGCUUGGAAGAGACGAAGAGAGUAGCGGAGGAGAAGAAGAAAGAGAAAUCAAAGGAGACUUCGCCUCCAAAGAUAGUCGACGAAAAAGAGAGACCAUCGGAAAUAGUAAAGGAAGAAGAGUCGUCUUUAGAGUGAUGAAUGAUUGGUUUAGGUUAAGAACGAAGGGGGAAAUGAAGCAAUUAUUAGUAGAUGGAGAUAUUCUAAACUAUGGGGUUUGUCAUUUUCUUCUUUUGUCAAAGUUUCUUCUUGGCUCCCUAAAAGCUUAUAUUUAGUCUUAAAAUAAAGAUUGAAUUUCCCACA
Messenger RNA from Cucumis sativus (cucumber), 1986 nucleotides. Its product is annotated as AAA-ATPase ASD, mitochondrial. The record is from RefSeq and is a predicted model, not a curated record. The transcript has a single exon. Gene Ontology annotation, molecular function: ATP binding; ATP hydrolysis activity. The coding region runs from base 247 to 1821 and encodes 524 amino acids. NCBI's taxonomy places the organism in Eukaryota, Viridiplantae, Streptophyta, Magnoliopsida, Cucurbitales, Cucurbitaceae.